AUGUCUGUAUCGCCAGUGAUAGCACGAAAGCCAUCCUAUCAACCAUUCCAAUGUCUGAUAUGUCAGAGCCGUUUUACCAGACACGAGAACCUCAAACGACAUUCUGCGCUGCAUAAUCGCUCCCAAAAUGAAACUUCCCUCCCUUGCGACUUUUGCCACGCCACAUUUUCUCGGCCAGAUCUACGAAAUCGUCAUAUGAAGAGGAAGCAUCCAGAUCAAGAAGAUGCUCGGGUCACCAAGAGAACCCAAGGGGAUGUGCGCGCGCGGUCACGGGCUUCUCAGAAAGGCUCUUCUCCUAGGGAGAAUUCUGCUUCGCUAUCACCAACAGACAGCCAUAAUGACUUGCAGUCGCAUCAUUCUCAAGGAGACAACUUUGAAAUAAACGGCGGAAUUUGGAAUUCCGGCGUAUCAUAUGAACAGCGCCCUUCCGACUUCGGUCCUCAGCGAGACCAUGCAGAGAGCAGCCAUCGUGCAGCUACUGCUUCCUUGGCUCAACCAUUUCUCAGCGAUCCAACAUGUAUCAACCAGAUUGUUCAAGAGGCAACUGAUCUUGAGCAGAGCAUACUACUCGGCGCACCCUUCCUAAAACCUCCACACUCCUUCGGGCUACAACUUCACCAACCGGAACCCACCCAUUCGAUUGGCCCAAAUUUGGCAGGCAUCGAGUCCAGCCACAGCUCCCCAGACAGACUUUCAUCUCAUGAGCUACUGGAAGCACAGGGAGAUUGGCUUCCUUCUCUUCUCCAGAUCGAACGCGGAUGCGACCUUUUUUUCAGACACGUUUCACCAUACAUACCAUUCCUCCACCAGCCGACCUUUGAUCCCUCACAAACUGCCCCCUUCUUAAUAUUAAGCAUGCUUUCUCUCGCUUUUCAACACGGAGAAGAUCCAGAUUGUGGAAAUCAAUUAGGGUCAGGCGCUGCUUUGUCCGUAAAUUGCUUCCACCGCGCCCGAUUUCUCGCACUUUCCGGUGAUACAAGAUCGGAUAUGCCACCACAAGACAUUGCCAUGGUCCAAUCAUACCUACUCCUUCAAAUCUGCGCCAUGAUGUUUCUUUGCGGCAAAGACUCAGCUCACGGCCUGAAGAUGCACUCCAGCAUGAUUUCUCUCGCCCGAGCGGCAGGCCUUAUGCAGCCGAAUCCAGUCGAGCCUUCAACAGCCACCGAUCUCGACUCACUCUGGCGAGAAUUUGCCCGAGCCGAAUCACACAAACGAACCCUUUUCGCCGUCCACCAGAUCGAUGCCCUCUGGUAUCAAUUUCUAUCCAUCCCCCGUUCUAUAUCACACCUCGAAGUUAAGCACGACCUGCCCUGCCCCGAAGACCAGUGGAAAUCAGUCUCAUCCGCGGAGUGGGCUCACAGACAACUCGUCUCAAGAAAUUCCGGGCCCUCGGUACAAUACGCCGAUGCAGUUCGCCAAUUUCUAUCCGCGGACCCAGAACUCCGAGAUCUGCCCUCCUUUGAUCCAUACGGCGCCGUCAACAUCGCGCAAUUUCUCAUAUCCAGCGCCCGCGAGAUAUCAGGAUGGUCCACAAUGACAGGAAUGCUCAGCAUGGAGAGAUUCGGCGCAUUGAGAUCAUCACUUAUAGCGCUGGGCCCAUUCUGCACACGGGGGGAUCUCACCAACCUCGCCCUGUGCGAAGCAACCUGGCAAACCGCCAUGAUAGAGAUCCAGCUCUGGUCGCCCUCCCAUACGGGCGGUAUUGUGGAAGGAAGCAUCGAUGCCGUUCUGAGCCAGUCGACUUUUUUGUCACCCUCGGCGGAGUUCCUGUGCGAGCCUGACACUGCAAAGUCUGUUCAGCCCCACGUUGACUGGUUUCUUCGAUAUCUUGAGGCUGUUGUUGUGCCGGGGUCGGAAGCACCCUGGGUCGCGUUGUAUGCGUACAAAGCCUUCUUAAUAGCGUGGCAACUACUGCGAGGGGGUAUUCCAGGCGCGAUGGAAGUUGUGGGUGUUGCUGAUGGCGAUGAGAAUGGUGCGCUUGAGUGGGCUAGGAAGGUAUUUUUACGCAGACAGAGAUGGCAGUUGGGUAAGCUUAUUCUAGAAUGUGUGGAUGCAUUGGGGAAAUGA
Messenger RNA from Penicillium manginii, 2067 nucleotides. RefSeq lists its product as uncharacterized. Gene Ontology annotation, cellular component: chromatin. Lineage: Eukaryota; Fungi; Ascomycota; Eurotiomycetes; Eurotiales; Aspergillaceae. The coding region runs from base 1 to 2067 and encodes 688 amino acids. The record is from RefSeq and is a predicted model, not a curated record. The transcript is spliced from 2 exons. Gene Ontology annotation, molecular function: RNA polymerase II cis-regulatory region sequence-specific DNA binding; zinc ion binding; DNA-binding transcription factor activity, RNA polymerase II-specific. Gene Ontology annotation, biological process: regulation of transcription by RNA polymerase II; DNA-templated transcription.